Messenger RNA from Procambarus clarkii (red swamp crayfish), 859 nucleotides. RefSeq names its product phosphatidylinositol glycan anchor biosynthesis class F (gene PIG-F). Lineage: Eukaryota; Metazoa; Arthropoda; Malacostraca; Decapoda; Cambaridae. The record is from RefSeq and is a predicted model, not a curated record. Gene Ontology annotation, cellular component: endoplasmic reticulum membrane. Gene Ontology annotation, biological process: GPI anchor biosynthetic process.
AUAAUGUAUGUUUACAUUCCUGAGGGCGAUGUUGUCUAGCGGCGGCGAUCAAUCUCGCUCCAUCUUCCUUUCCUGCAGGCUCGUGCUCAACCUCCUCCUCGGGGUGCUGCUCCUCUGCUACCUCGCCCGCUCUGGCUACCACCAUGAAGAGUGCCUCCACGCCCUCAAGGUGUAUAGUGUGAGCGUGAUCGCCCUCGAGGUCGUGUGGAGGUGGGUGGCGGCUGCCGUCGGCGGGUACAGCGGCUGGACGGCCAGAGGCAAGACUAAGAGGUCCUCUAGGAUUGUAGACGUUUUUCUGAUUGUCAUCUGGAGCAUCUGCAGUGUUGUCAUCACACACAUUGUCACUGUUUUGUAUGGUGCAUAUCUGAUUGAGAAUUUUGAGGAGACUUUCACCUUUAGUGUACUUGUAGCAUCAUUAGCCUUCAUAAGGCCACUCAUUGCUCUCGGACCAUCUGCCCUAAUAAUCAUCCUUGAGAGAUUGAGCUGGGACGAAGAGGUGGAUGUUGAGUCCUUUGCCGUGUUGCUUGGUGCGUGGUUGGGAGCCAUACCUAUUCCUCUUGACUGGGACACUCCUUGGCAGGUGUGGCCAUUAACGUGCAGUAUUGGGGCUGUUCUUGGAGAAGUUGGAGCUUCUGUUUACAUCCUUGCAAAACAGAGGAAGGUGGGAGAUUUAAGCAGGAAGAACAAGGCCACAUAGAGUUAACACAAUAUUGAUAUCCUUGUAUUUUAAUUUAUAUUAAAAUGGCAGAGAAGUGAUCUAUAAUUAAUUUUAAAACUAAUGCUUUUUUUGCCUGUUGGCGUUGUGUGUGUCAUCUCUGUCGUGUCAGAACUCUAAGUUGGUCUUGUAUUUUUCAAGUUA